ACAGUAAUAGUAUUUGUAUCAUAUGAGUAUGCAUACAUCUACGAUUACAAAAACGGGUUUGUUUUUGUGUUGUGAGCUGUGUUUGGGAUUUGACUUGUGAGAAUCAGGAUGGGAAGAAGAUCUCAUCCUUUUCUUCUUGUCUGAGACCAAAAGUCCAAACAGCGCCAAACAAACACACACUCUCUUUCUGAUUUCAGACCACACCACCAAUUUUCACUCUUCUUAUUAUUAUUACCGUAACGUCUUUGCACUUUGCAGCACACAAUAAAUUUUUUUCUUUUUGAUUUUUUACUUCUUUUAAUUUCCCCCCCAAAUUGAGAGCACCCCAUUCAUAAAUUUUCAUUUCACUUUCCUUUUUCAACCAGAUCACUGAAUCUCGGUUGUAGUACUGAGUAACGUUUGUGGUUUUUCGCAGUGCUCGAAAAUCGUGAAUAUUAUCAGGUAAUCGGGAAUCGGAUAGAAUGUGGAUGGGUGGAGCUUAGAUUUGAGGAAUGGGGUGUGUGAUUAGCAGGGAAGUGUCGAAGGGGAUAAUCUCUGAGGUGAAGGAGGAGAAGGGUUUGAGUGGUGAGAGUAAGAGGAAGGUUGGUGGAGUGUCAGGGAGCAAAGGUGAGGUAGUGGAGGUUCAGAAUGGUGAGAAGGAGAAGGGUGGUGAGGGGGUGCAGCGGUCUUGUGGCGAAAGGAGAAGAUCGAAGGCGAAUCCGAGGCUGAGCAAUCCCCCGAAGCAUUUGAGGGGGGAGCAGGUUGCAGCUGGGUGGCCGCCGUGGCUCACUGCAGUGUGUGGGGAAGCACUCAGCGGCUGGAUUCCGCGAAAGGCCGACACCUUUGAGAAAAUUGAUAAGAUUGGGCAAGGAACUUAUAGUAAUGUGUACAAAGCUAAAGACAUGAUGACAGGUAAAAUUGUUGCCCUAAAGAAGGUUCGAUUUGACAAUUUGGAACCUGAGAGUGUAAAAUUCAUGGCGAGAGAGAUUCUUAUUUUGCGAAGAUUGGAUCAUCCCAAUGUUGUAAAGUUGCAAGGUUUAGUUACAUCAAGGAUGUCCUGUAGUUUGUAUUUGGUGUUUGAUUACAUGGAGCAUGAUUUGGCUGGACUUGCUGCUAGCCCAGGAAUCAGGUUCACAGAGCCUCAGGUUAAAUGUUACAUGCAUCAGCUGUUAUCAGGACUUGAGCACUGUCAUAACCGUCAUGUACUUCACCGUGAUAUUAAAGGAUCAAAUCUUCUUAUUGACAAUGAAGGAACACUUAAGAUUGCUGACUUUGGACUGGCUUCUAUUUUUGAUCCAAACCAUAAGCAUCCCAUGACUAGUCGUGUAGUAACCCUUUGGUAUCGACCUCCUGAGUUGCUUCUUGGUGCCACAGAUUAUAGUGUGGGUGUAGACCUCUGGAGUGCCGGAUGUAUUUUAGGAGAGUUAUUGGCUGGGAAGCCAAUCAUGCCUGGUCGUACAGAGGUGGAACAAUUGCACAAGAUAUACAAACUAUGUGGUUCACCUUCAGAUGAGUAUUGGAAGAAGUCAAAGUUGCCUAAUGCUACCUCGUUUAAACCACGAGAUCCAUACAAGAGACACAUAAGAGAGACAUUUAAAGAUUUUCCACCUUCUGCUCUACCCCUCAUUGAUACACUUCUUGCAAUUGAUCCGGUAGAACGGAAAACUGCCUCAGAUGCUCUAAGAAGUGAGUUCUUUACCACAGAACCUUAUGCUUGUGAUCCUUCUAGUCUCCCAAAAUAUCCCCCAAGCAAGGAAAUGGAUGCUAAACGACGGGAUGAUGAAAUGAGAAGAGUAAGAGCUGCAGGCAAAGCUCAGGCUGAUGGUCCAAAGAAGCAUCGAACACGUAAUCGUGCUGCAAAAGCUUUUCCUGCUCCUGAAGCCAAUGCUGAGCUUCAAUCCAAUAUUGAUAGAAGACGUCUAAUCACUCAUGCAAAUGCCAAGAGCAAGAGUGAAAAGUUCCCUCCACCACAUCAAGAUGGACAAGUUGGUUUUCCUUUGGGAUCUUCACAUCACAUUGAUCCAGAUACCGUUCCUACUGAUGUCUCUUUUACUUCAACCUCCUAUACUUAUUCAAAGGAACCAUUCCAAGCUUGGUCUGGUCCCAUUGGUAAUGCGGCUGACAUUGGAGUGCCAAAGCGGAAGAAACACACUGCAGCUGAUGCAUUGGACUUAUCUAAACCACAGAAAGAUGCCCUCAAGGAUAAGGUUAAAGGAAAGAAAAGUAUAGCUUAGAUCAUAUUAGUACAUUCUUAUAGAGUCAAUUAAGAAUCUGCCUCUGCUGCCUCAUUUUUGGGUGCUGACCAACUGCUCUGCGCAAUGAUGCACUUUUGAAAAUGUCGUGCUGCUUGCCCACUUUCUGAGUAAAAGUAUAAUAGCUUCUCAGUUGGUCAGCAAGGGAUAAAAAUCAUUUUUCCCCAUCUUUACACCUUCAAUUUCUUUUUCAAUUUUUUAUUUCUUGGUUUUAUUAAAGUGGAAAUUUUCUUUUCUGUUAAAUCUGUUAGUAUGAUGAGAGAAUUACUACUUUGUACAUCGUGAUUUAUUUUUUAAAGGAGUCCCGUUUUAAUAUCUGAAUUGUGUUUAAUUUUUUGAGAAUUGUAAUACAUUUUCUUAGCUA
Glycine soja is the source of this 2595-nucleotide messenger RNA. RefSeq names its product probable serine/threonine-protein kinase At1g54610. The record is from RefSeq and is a predicted model, not a curated record. Gene Ontology annotation, cellular component: cyclin-dependent protein kinase holoenzyme complex; nucleus. The coding region runs from base 492 to 2213 and encodes 573 amino acids. The transcript has 8 exons. Gene Ontology annotation, molecular function: ATP binding; cyclin-dependent protein serine/threonine kinase activity; RNA polymerase II CTD heptapeptide repeat kinase activity. NCBI's taxonomy places the organism in Eukaryota, Viridiplantae, Streptophyta, Magnoliopsida, Fabales, Fabaceae. Gene Ontology annotation, biological process: positive regulation of transcription elongation by RNA polymerase II; protein phosphorylation.